AUGGGCAAGAACGAAGGGUUAGCAGCGGCAGGUCUUAUGUUGUUGAUGAUGGUGAAUACUGCGCAUAGCAUCGGCGCAAACUGGGGAACACAGGCGACUCACCCUCUGCCUCCUGCAACUGUGGUGAAGCUGCUCAAGGACAACGGGAUUCAGAAGGUGAAGCUCUUCGACGCGGAGGCGCCAGUCCUCUUCGCCUUCCGAGGAUCCGGGAUUGAGGUCAUGGUCGGAAUCCCCAACGACAUGCUCGCAACUCUCGCCGCCAGCGUCGAUGCUGCCGAGAGAUGGGUCGAGAAGAAUGUCUCUGCACAUAUGUCCUCCAACAGUGUCCAAAUCAAGUAUGUUGCAGUAGGAAAUGAGCCUUUCCUCUCCACAUACAACGGAACAUUCCUGAGCACGACCUUGCCGGCGCUGCAGAACAUUCAGGCGGCUCUGAUCAAGGCCGGCCUCGGCGGUCGGGUGAAGGUCACCGUCCCGUUGAACGCCGACGUGUACGAGUCUACGGCGCCGCAGCCAUCGACAGGCGACUUCCGAGCAAAUGUCAAAGAUGUGAUGGUGCAGAUCGUGGAUUUCUUGAGCCGGAAUGAAGCUCCAUUCACUGUCAACAUCUACCCGUUCAUAAGUCUCUACAACGACGCCAACUUCCCGGUGGACUACGCCUUCUUCGACGGGGUCUCGAGCCCCAUCGACGACAAUGGCAGGACCUACACCAAUGUGUUUGACGCCAACUACGACACCCUCGUCUGGGCGCUGCAGAAGAACGGAUAUGGGAACAUGACGAUCAUCGUCGGAGAAAUCGGGUGGCCCACCGAUGGGGAUCGCAACGCCAACAUCGGAUACGCACAGAGGUUCAACCAAGGCGUGAUGGCGCAUAUGAGCAAGGGCACUCCUAUGAGACCAGGCCCUGUGGAAGCCUACCUGUUCAGCCUCGUCGACGAGGACGCCAAGAGCAUCCAGCCGGGGAACUUCGAACGCCACUGGGGCGUGUUCAACUACGAUGGGACGAUCAAGUACAACCUCAGCCUCGGGUCGAACAACCGUGGUCUCGUCCCAGCCAGCAAUAUCCACUACCUCCCCAAGCGUUGGUGCGUCCUCGCCCCCACUGCCAGCCUCGACGAUCCUCAGCUCAUUCCCAGCGUGGAAUACGCGUGCUCCACUGCCGACUGCACCAGUCUAGGGUUCGGAAGCUCUUGUGCGGAUCUUGAUGCACGGCAGAACGUGUCAUAUGCGUUCAAUAGUUACUACCAGACAAGCAACCAGACGGAGACUGCCUGCAAGUUCCCUAACCUCUCUGUGAUCACGACGACUGAUCCGUCGAGUGGCACGUGUCGCUUCGGGAUUAUGAUCAGAGUGCCUGGUAAGGGAAAUGGUGGCUACUUGUUAGAGCCGCUUGGCGUCCUGCUUCAAAUGCUUGUAGUAAUGCUGGCCUUUUUGUGAGGGCACUGAGGCUAUCAUACUGUUGUUUCAUUCUUUUUUGUUAUAUACAGAUGUGAUUCUCAGUA
Messenger RNA from Salvia miltiorrhiza (redroot sage), 1499 nucleotides. RefSeq names its product glucan endo-1,3-beta-glucosidase 5. Gene Ontology annotation, molecular function: hydrolase activity, hydrolyzing O-glycosyl compounds. The record is from RefSeq and is a predicted model, not a curated record. Gene Ontology annotation, cellular component: plasma membrane. NCBI's taxonomy places the organism in Eukaryota, Viridiplantae, Streptophyta, Magnoliopsida, Lamiales, Lamiaceae. Gene Ontology annotation, biological process: carbohydrate metabolic process.